This is a messenger RNA of Terrapene triunguis (Three-toed box turtle), 839 nucleotides long. Its product is annotated as mast cell protease 1A-like. Gene Ontology annotation, biological process: proteolysis. Gene Ontology annotation, cellular component: cytoplasm; intracellular membrane-bounded organelle. The record is from RefSeq and is a predicted model, not a curated record. Gene Ontology annotation, molecular function: serine-type endopeptidase activity. Bases 58 to 699 code for a protein of 213 amino acids. NCBI's taxonomy places the organism in Eukaryota, Metazoa, Chordata, Testudines, Emydidae. The transcript is spliced from 4 exons.
UCUCCGCCAGGGUGGAUCACUGGGGGAAAGGAAGCCCGGUCUCACUCCAAACCCUACAUGGCUUUCCUCAACAUCAGCAUGAAGCAUGGGCACAAAAGGUGUGGAGGAUUCCUGAUCCAAAAGGACUUUGUGCUGACAGCUGCACACUGUGACCUAGGAAAAAUCGUGGUGUAUCUGGGAGCUCACAAUGUGACCAAGCGGGAGCGGAGCCAGCAACGCCUGGCCGUCAGACGGAAAAUCCCCCACCCGAAAUACAACAACAAGACAUGGGAGAAUGACCUCAUGUUACUCAAGCUGAAGUGCAAAGCGAAGCUGACAAAGGCUGUGCAGCUCGUCCCCCUGCCCGAGGACGGUGAAGAGGUGAUGCCAAGAGACAUCUGCAACAUAGCGGGCUGGGGGAAUACCCGGGCCAGGGGUUUUUCCCUGCCAAGCACGCUGCAGGAGGUCAACUUGAAAGUGCUGGAGGCGGACAGGUGCACGCGCUACCCCCAUUUCGUCCCCAACUCCAUGCUCUGCGUGGGCGACCCCAGGGAAGUCGAGAAAUCAUCCUUUCAGGGCGAUUCCGGGGGCCCUCUGGUCUGUGACGGGACAGCCCAGGGCAUCGUCUCUUUUGGCAAAGAUGACGGGUCCCCCCCCAGGGUGUUCACCAGGGUCUCGGCGUACGUCCCCUGGAUCAAGAAAACAAUGAGAAAGCUGUAGGAUUAACCUUAGACAAGCACUUUCUUUGCUCUCUGCCUCAGUUUCCCAGCUGUAAAAGGAGUGUUACAAUCCUCACUUAGCUCCCAAGUGAUAAAUCCGUACAGCUAUGUAUGGAGCCCAGUUAUGGUGAUGGGCUCAUG